Messenger RNA from Gracilinanus agilis (Agile Gracile Mouse Opossum), 1199 nucleotides. Its product is annotated as MORC family CW-type zinc finger protein 4-like. The transcript is spliced from 3 exons. Bases 6 to 1088 code for a protein of 360 amino acids. NCBI's taxonomy places the organism in Eukaryota, Metazoa, Chordata, Mammalia, Didelphimorphia, Didelphidae. The record is from RefSeq and is a predicted model, not a curated record.
ACAAAAUGUUCCUGGAUGAGGAGCCACUGGCAAAGCGGAGAAGGUCCCAGAAGCCAGUGAUGGCCUCCGACUCCUACAAGAAGGCUGAGCUGGCUGCCCUCCGCCAAGAGAUGGAGAGCAGCAGAGGCGAACCUGAUCUUGAGAGAAGCCUCCUCCCAGAGGCAGGCCAGAGCAGCAGUGAGGCUUGGGUGGCACCUGCUGGAGAGCAAGGCCCAGGCCAAGGAGCCCUGGUGAGCGCCCGAGAGGACGCGGCACCUGGGAAGCGCCCUGAGGAGCCCGGAAGUCAACGGCCAUCCUUGAUGGUCGAUGCUGCCAGUAAAGGUUGGCCACCCGCGAGCCGAAGCUCUGCGGGGGCAGAGCAGGGCAGAGCGCCACCCCAGGAAGCGGCCAAAGGCCCUUUUGUGGCUGUGGUUGGGAUCACUGAAGCCGUCAUGGACGGUGGGGCUCCCAUCCAGCUGAUUCCAUUCGGGCGAGAGGAGAGAGCUGAGCAUAGACGGGGGGCAGAAGACCGGAGCCAAAUCCGUGCCAUGCCCAGCACCGAGAAGGGAGAAGUUGGGGAGAAUGGAGCUUUGAGUCAGCCCAGGGCCAAGGACCAGAAGACUGAGAGACGACUGGAAAGCAUCUUAUCAGAAAGGGAUGUGCUACAGCAGAAGGUUCAGGAGCUGGAAGAGGAGAAGAGCCAUUGGCAGACCGAGUUUGAGAGAACCCAACAUGAACUGAUGACUCUCCGGGCCCGCGAGAACGAGAGCUUGUACUGGAGCAAGAAGCACAUGGGUUACCGCCAGGCGGAGCUCCAGGUGCUGAAAUCUGAGCUGGAGAGAUCUCUGGAGGAGAAGACGGAGCUGAAGGAGCGGCUCAAGGCCACCGAGAUGCGUGUGGAAGUUCUGCGUGAGGCCCAAGGCUCCUUCCAGAGCCUGGAGGGAGAAGACAAGAGCACUCUGGAGAAGCUCAAAAGCCUCCGUGUGAAUGUCAGUCGGCUGCUGGCCUCCAUCCUUCCUCACCUGGAGCUGGAAGAGGUCAACUUUGAGUCCGACCAGGUGGAUGAGAUCCUGCAGACUGUCCUGGAGACCAACCACAUCCUGGAGUGAUCCAUCCAUGAUGCCUCUCGCCUUUAACUGGAAGGAUUCGCUCCCCUUCCCCACAUUGGCUGCCUUCUUGCCUUAUGUGUACAGAAUCAGUUAAUAAAUGAUGGCUAUUAA